AUGGAUGAUUCAAAGGCAGAAGUCCAAGAUACUCUGUUAGAGAUCAACUUGGGGACGCAAGACAACCAUUGGCCAAUCUACAUCAAUGGUCGAAUGGUGCCAAAACUUCGGGCUAAGAUGGAAGAGCUUUUAAAAGAGUUCAAGGAUUGCUUCGCUUUUGUUUACACCGAGAUGCUUGGAUUGAGUCGUGACUUGGUAGAGCAUGACUUACCAACGGUGGAAGAUUUCAAGCCCUUUAAGCAGCCGCCCCGCCGAAUGUCAGCGGAAGUAGAGUUUCAUGUAAAGGAAGAAAUUGUAAAGCUUGUGAAAGCCAAAUUUAAUAGGCCAAAUUUAAUAUUUGGCCAAGCCUUCGGUGCUUAUCAUGCUGAAUGGAGUAAGGAUGAGUAUGAACAAGGAUUAGAUGACCUCGACGAGGUUAGGUUGGGUGCUCUGGAUAAAUUGAAAGCCCAAAAAGAGGCGGUGGCUCAGGAAUACGAUAAAACGACCAAGGCCAAAAGUUUUGGGGUUGGAGAUUUGGUAUGGAAUUUUUCCAGUGGGACUGAAGGAUCCAAAAUUUGGGAAGUGGUCUCCAAUUUGGGAAUGUCCAUUUCUCAUCCACCAAGUACUGGGGAAGGGGGCAUAAAUUUCAGUGACCAAAAUUGUCGAAUCCAUGAUUCACUGAUCAAUAAAUUAUUUUUGAAGAAAUAUUAUCCAACGACUGGGGAAAUGGCGGAAAGAUAG
This is a messenger RNA of Prunus armeniaca (apricot), 720 nucleotides long. Lineage: Eukaryota; Viridiplantae; Streptophyta; Magnoliopsida; Rosales; Rosaceae. The record is from the annotation of a GenBank genome assembly.